Messenger RNA from Pseudophryne corroboree (corroboree frog), 3741 nucleotides. It is a transcript of the gene CHAD, whose product is annotated as chondroadherin. The transcript is spliced from 4 exons. Gene Ontology annotation, molecular function: protein binding. NCBI's taxonomy places the organism in Eukaryota, Metazoa, Chordata, Amphibia, Anura, Myobatrachidae. Bases 34 to 1116 code for a protein of 360 amino acids. The record is from RefSeq and is a predicted model, not a curated record. Gene Ontology annotation, cellular component: extracellular matrix.
UCUCGCUCACACUGCCAGUGCUCUGUGCUUGCAAUGGAACACCUCAGUUUUUUCCUCAUACUCUGCAUACUAGCUGUUGCAUGCCCCAUUCUGCAGGCAUGUCCCACAAAUUGUCACUGUCAUGGAGGAGACCUGCAGCACGUGAUUUGUUACAGUGCAGGUUUAACUAAGAUUCCCAAGGUAGCAGAACAAACUCGCCUGCUCAAUCUGCAGAAAAAUAACUUUCCCGUGCUGGCUCCCAAUUCAUUUAAAGAAAUAAAGGGUUUGGUGUCUCUGCACCUGCAGCACUGCCAAAUCCGAGAGGUUUCAAGUGGGGCAUUUCGAGGUCUUAAGAAGCUGGUCUAUCUCUAUCUAUCCCACAAUGAUAUCAGUGUGAUAGGUUCCGGUGCCUUUGAUGAACUGACUGAGCUCACUUAUUUGUACAUGGAUCACAACAAAAUUGUUGAGCUACCCAAGGGACUGUUGUCGCCUCUCUUCAACCUUUUCAUCUUUCAGUUGAACAAUAACAAGGUGCGUGAACUAAAAGCAGGAACCUUCGCUGGUGCUAAGGACCUGCGCUGGCUGUACCUGUCUGAAAAUGAAAUCACUUCACUGCAGCCAGGAUCCUUGGAUGAAGUAGAAAACCUGGCCAUCUUCCACAUAGAUGGAAACCAACUGAGCUCUUAUCCACUGGCCACCAUCAGUAAGCUGAGGGUAGUGGAGGACUUCAAGAUAUCCCGAAACCCUAUUAAAGUCAUUCCUGAUUUUGCCUUCCAGUCCUUUGGCAGAUACAUGGAAUCGUUGUCCAUGGAGAAAAUGGGUCUGGAGAAGUUUUCAGAAAAAGCUUUUGUUGGAGUCACAACCCUAAAGACACUCAAUAUUGAAGGAAACAAGCUAAGCCAACUUCCUGCCAACGCCCCAUUCUCCACCCUACAAAAUCUGUCACUGGCAAAUAACCCAUGGCACUGUAACUGCCAACUGGCAGCUCUAAGAAGGUGGAUGGAUAGUAGCCGCUCUCGCCCGGAUGCCACAUGCGCAAGCCCAGCUCAGUACCGUGGGCAACAGUUGAGAGACACAGGAGCGUUCCGUGGAUGUAAACAACCAAUAAAGAAAUCACGAAAGGGAGAACGCCAAUAAAGAGGCUCCUAAUGGACAGUCUGGGUAAUUGUGACCCUGAUGAUCUGCAAACUACUGACCUGUAGGACCUUCCAGAAGCUCUUCUCACAAUGUUGUGAACCAUCUAAUUUUCUACAACUGCCAAUUUGAAUCUGCAUUUACCAAGCCAUGCCACCCUCUAUGCAUGUAAUUAUGUCAUCAACUUACAGCCAUUGCACUCUUAAUCAUGUGACCAGCUAGGUAUGUACAUUUACUGUAUAUAUUAUAUACUAUAUAAAGACACAUAUCACAAUUAUGUGAUAAAUUAAAUGUCAGAAAAAUAUUAGUAGACUAAGCCAUAAAUGUUGCAUAAGAAAAUAAACUACAUCUGUACAUGAUAAAAUUAUAUAUGGAGUGCAUUGCUAAUAUAUGCUUGGCGUAUAUUACAACCCAAUAUGAUACAAAAGUAAGCUAUGCAAUCACCAGUGAUUAAUGACAUUUGAAAUCAUCAUUAUUACUGCCACAAUAACUCAAACAUUGAACUGAGAACCAUUAACGUUAAGGAUAAUCUACAGAUAAAAUAUUAGCUACAUUAUUACAAAAACAUUUUUAAAAACGACAUUAAGUAACAUUACAAAUAUAAGUUUGGUAAUGUUGAUAUGUAAAGUAUUCAAAACACACUGAGUUUCCUGCGGGGAAGAUGAUCUCUCCCUGCAAACCAGCUUUCCAAAUGGCCGAAAAUAGAGUUGAGAUAACGGUUUACCAUGUUCCUUAUUUUUAGCCAGCAGAAUUUGCCUAAAGUGUCUACAGUCCUACCCCAACCACACCACAGUGCAGUAUUAGCCAUUACCCAGCUCUAUUCAUUAUAGAAAGUGCAGAUAGAUAAAAACAGCGCAGAAUGGUAUUCCACGGAACAUCAGUUCAAAAUCGGAGAUUGUGAAGUGAGUCUCACAUGGGGCCUGAUUCAGAGGUGGACACAAAGGGGGGAAUUCAAAUAUCUGAAAAGUCGGUUGGGUGUCUGUUUUCUCUUGUCUAUUAGAUAGGAAAAAACAGACAUCCAACUGACUUUACCAACAUUGUGUUUGCAAUGCCGAUGUUUAUACAGUUGAGCGAUUAUUAUUGUACUGCGCAUGCAUCCCAAUGGUCUUUUUCUGCUGGGCGCAGUGUAAAAUUGGACACAGUUUGACAGUCAGCAUUUGUGGGAAGUAACUGUGGUGGUGGGGUGCAGAGUCUCAGCCUGCGACUUCAUCAUUGUACGCUGUUGUAAAUGCUCUGGCGGCUAAAACUGCAUUAGAUAUUCUGAGCAUCUCUAGAGGUCCAAUGUGAGUCUUUAUACACAAGCAGUCAAUCACAGACACCGCUGGUGGGCAUCUCUAUACAAAUAACGGCGGCUGCAUCAUUAGCAUAUUAUUGCAGAUCUGCUGCGAAUGCAACUGCGUCCACCUCUGACCCAGGCCCAUGGUAACAUGACGCAUAGGAGUGACAUACAGCAUGAUGGACAUACUAAGCUAAGUAGAAGUACUUCAGUUAUUUUGUGUAUAUUAUUCAGCGUUAAGUAGGAUAAAUCUCCUUAUUGAUUCUAAUAAAAAUGCAAAAAUAUAAUGAAUAUAGCACAUUAUUUUCAGUAGUCUGUGCGGUGAAUACACUCUCUCAUAACAGAAAAAUAAAAAUCAAGGUGAAACCCACCCGGGAUCAGUAUAAAUUACUGACGGUCGGGAUGCCGGUCGUCAGUAUACAGACGGCGGCAUUCCGGCCGUCAGUAUCCCGGCAGCAGGGCAAGCACAGAGAGUAACCUUGCGGGCACGCUGCGAUCGCCACUCUGCUGGCUCGGUGGAUCGCUGCACUCGCCACAGGUUCUAUCCCUGCUCUAUGGGUGUCGUGGACACCCACGAGUGGGAAUAGCCCCUGUGAGCCGGGAUUCCGGUAGGUGGCAUUGUUAGCAGUCGGGAUUCCAGCGUCGGUAUCCUGACUGCUGGAAAUGUAACUGCAUCCCGUCCACCCUACUGUAGUACAUCACUUAUCAAUGAUUUCUGAUUAAGAGUAUAUUUAAGAAAGAAUAUGUGAAUAAUAACAAAAAAAAAUCUACUUUAAAUGGUAUCUUUGAAUAAUGUAUAUAAGUGACAUUAAAAUGGACCUGUUGAAGUAAAUUGACAAUAAGACCAGAGGAUACCCUCUACGAUCCACUGCUAAUUGGGACCAGCAGCAGGGGCUCCUACUCACCAGUGUACUAGGGACCAUGCGCAACACAGUACAGGGCACAGGUUCCAAGGGGCAGACCCCACAAAACUAUUGGGAGGGGGAGGAGGGGUAACAAAUAGAUAUAUAUAUAUAUAUAUAAAAUCAUAUUAACAUUCACACAAAUAAGUACUGGUCUGUGCAGAUUGCCUGGCAAUGACCAAGUUGUUUUUAGCAACCAUUAAUAGGAACAAUUAAUGUUUCUGUAACUUCUAAUGACUGACACAAAUAUUCCUGGGAUGAUUUUUAGGGCCAAGUAUGGUUGAUAAACCACCUCGUUACAAAAAAUGAUUUUCAUAAAAUGGCACUUUAGCAAUCUGCCUGAAAAAUUGCAUAUAUACAAAUAUCUUCAGAAGCAAACAGCCAAGUUAUAAACACAUGCUCUGUACAGUAUUUAUACUCUGCAAAAUAAAGUAAGGUUUUUCCUGUAAA